Erpetoichthys calabaricus (reedfish) is the source of this 1646-nucleotide messenger RNA. It is a transcript of the gene aanat1, whose product is annotated as arylalkylamine N-acetyltransferase 1. The record is from RefSeq and is a predicted model, not a curated record. The transcript has 3 exons. Lineage: Eukaryota; Metazoa; Chordata; Cladistia; Polypteriformes; Polypteridae. The coding region runs from base 629 to 1228 and encodes 199 amino acids. Gene Ontology annotation, biological process: response to light stimulus; circadian rhythm. Gene Ontology annotation, molecular function: aralkylamine N-acetyltransferase activity. Gene Ontology annotation, cellular component: cytoplasm.
CAGAUGGUCACUCAUUUGAUCUGACACGUGGUUUGUGGAUUUCAGAGCGCUUGUACCACUGACAUUAGCAAGUCAAUUGAUAUGUUUGAGGUGACCAGGUUAUGCCCUGGGAGGACAUCACUCUCUGACGGAUUUAAUUUCGGGAUUAUUAGGGCUUGGGCAUAGCGAGGGCAAAUUCUAUUCCAUUUGUAGUCUAUUGCUCUUUUCGAAUCCAUUAUCAUAGGAAAUGUUUCACAAAUGCUCACCUCUUGUGCCCUCAAAUACUAAGUGCGUUAUUUUUUAUUUUUUUUGAAUUGCUUGACGCUAAUGGCACUGACGUGUAUGUCUGACGUGAAUGAAGUGCGAGACCGGCGAUAUAGCGCCUUACUUGCAACCAGACGCCCACAUCUCUUCCUUUCUGCAUGCGAGAAUGGACAAUAAUCACAGACUAGAGAGAUAAUGCGGAGAAAAAGCUUUUGUGUGUGCGUGUGUGUGAGAGUGUGUGUGUAAUGAUGGGGUGGCAGGCAUAGUAAUUAAAUGCAAAUGAGAGCGCCGCGCACCUGAUGCCAUCUCGCGCCCCUCCGCAGGAACAUAAAGCCACGGCACGGACACACGAGCCCAGAAGGAUCGCCGUCCGAGUCCAGCCGACAUGUCGGUGCUCAGCGCUUUGCCUGUCUUCAAGCCGGUAGCCUCCCCUGGCCACCAGAGGCGCCACACCCUACCGGCCAGCGAAUUCCGCAGCCUAACACCUGAAGAUGCCAUCAGUGUCUUCGAGAUCGAGAGGGAAGCCUUCAUCUUGGUUUCGGGGGAGUGUCCGCUACACUUGGAUGAGGUGCGCCACUUCCUGAGUGUCUGUGCAGAACUUUCAUUGGGCUGGUUUGAGGAAGGAAGACUGGUGGCGUUCAUAAUUGGCUCACUGUGGGAUCAGGAGAAGCUGUCAACGGAGGCCCUGACCCUACACAAACCACAGGGGACCACUGUCCACAUCCACGUCCUUGCAGUUCAUCGCACGUUUCGUCAACAAGGAAAGGGCUCCAUCCUCAUGUGGCGUUACCUUCAGUACCUGCGUAGCCUGCCCUAUGUGCGUCGAGCAGUCCUCAUGUGUGAAGACUUCCUUGUACCCUUCUAUCAGAAAUUGGGCUUCAACGUGCAGGGUCCUUCAGAGGUCACUGUGGGGCCCCUCACAUUCAUCGAGAUGCAGUAUGCAGUGAGGGGACAUGCUUUUGUGCGACGCUAUAGUGGCUGUUAGAGAGACAACUUGAUUUCUGCUAAGUCGCCCCUAGGUGUUUUCUGUGUUGCUACUCUGUGCUCAUCACAAGUUCCCCAGUUCCGAGGUCUGGGCCCCUGGUGGUUUUGGACACUUGCUUUUUGUCAUGUCUGCUUCUUGUAGUUCACUACUGUAUUGACUGAAGGAAGCAUUAAAAAAGGAAAAAAAAAAUGUCUAAGUGACCCCUUGUGUAUGCUGAGGCCUCCUGUGGUGAGAAGCUGACCAUGCAUGUGGGAUCUAUGUAUAAAACGCUGCCCAGCCAUUGAGGGCUAGACAGGGCUGCAGCCAAGCACUCAACAGUACAUGGAAAGCUUAAAAAGAGCAUAUCAUACACCCACUUGAGGAUUUUAUAAAAAAACGUUUUUUGUAAUUUUUAGACAAAUAAAAUCUGUAUUUCUUA